AUGUGCAAGAAUCUCUACAUACAUUUCACCCUCUGCGGGUGCCACCUCCUAGUUCAAGACUACCGCUGCAGGUGUUCAUCCACCCAACCGAAGAGCCGCGUCUACGAAAAACUGGCGCAAUGCGACUACCACCACUCUUGGUACCGUCGCCGCUGGCGCAAAAAGCCAUCCUACUCGGAGUAUCUUAGCUGGGUCAAGAUGCUCAGAGGCUCAUCGCCCCACGAGGAGGAGAGCCGCAAAGACGACGACGGGGGCGCUGAAGAGCAAAAGUCAAAGACGAUGAACAGAAAACGAACAAUCCCGAGCUCGUCCGAGGACGAAUCGGCCGCCGUCAGGACAAAACGGCAGCGCAGAGACAACAGCGGUAGCAAAGACACCGCCGACAAGCACCAUAAAGACGGAGACGCGGAGACGAGUUCGGACGCGGAGACGAGUUCAGACGCGGAGACGAGUUCGGACACGGUCAACGCCCUAUUCGAGAGAGGAUCCGCCGCCAGCCGACGAGCGGAGAGAUGGAGCAGAGCUUUUGAAGUAAGGGUUCUUGACAGCGACCAGCACAGCGACGAGUUUGCGCUUUCGGAUGUCGUCGACGCAGUGGUGAGGUUUUCUCGGCGGCCGGGUGACGAGGGCUACUCGUGGUCGGAUGAGUGCGGCGAGUAUGGGUUACUCGACGUUGAUUGA
Molecule: messenger RNA, 681 nt
Organism: Colletotrichum karsti
Lineage: Eukaryota; Fungi; Ascomycota; Sordariomycetes; Glomerellales; Glomerellaceae
Exons: 1
Coding region: 1-681 (226 amino acids)
Source: RefSeq, a predicted model, not a curated record